Messenger RNA from Thlaspi arvense, 1143 nucleotides. NCBI's taxonomy places the organism in Eukaryota, Viridiplantae, Streptophyta, Magnoliopsida, Brassicales, Brassicaceae. The record is from the annotation of a GenBank genome assembly.
AUGGCUAACUCCAAGGGAUCACAGAGUGUUAAAGACUUGAUGCACCCAGGAAAAACUGCUUUGCUCCCUCCAAAGAUCCCGUUUCCUAGCGUAUCAGCCCCGUAUUCUGAAUAUAUUCCCGGUGGUUCGAUUGGUUCAAGGCACGGUCAGAAGCUUAGCGAACAGAAAACGCACCAUCAGCGAACUUCCUCUGAGAGCGAUUUGGUAGAAGAGCCUCCCUUUUGGCUUGAUGAUCUUCUCAACGAGCCAGAGAGCCCUGUUCGCAAAUGUGGUCAUAGGCGUUCAUCGAGUGACUCUUACGCGUAUCUAGACGUGGCUAAUGCUAAAAACAUUAGCUUGACUCUCCAAAACGAUUUCAGCUACAGGAACACGGGUGCUUCCACUCAGAGAGGAGUUCAUGAGCUUGAUUGGAAUAUAAAUGCGCAUGACGCUGCCUUCUACUCUGAUGCUAGUUUUCCAAAACAUACAAAUCGACAUCGGGAUCCUUUGGUGGUAUCUGGGGCUCGUCCUUCUUGGCUACCUUUCGCUCGAGAGAAUGUUGGAGGAAAACACAUGGGAGCGUCAUCAUAUAUGUCUCAAGAAGCAACAGGGAUAUCAGAAACAAAGAACUACGCCAAAACUCUUUCUCAUGAACCGAAAAAGUUCUCUCCCGAGGAAAGAAACUCCAAUCCUCAGCCUGGGACUUAUGAGGCUGACAAUACAAGACGAGCCAAACAGCAAUUUGCACAACGAUCACGGGUUCGUAAGCUCCAGUACAUAUCUGAGCUAGAAAGGAAUGUACAAGCAUUGCAGGCAGAAGGCUCCAAAGUUUCAGCCGAGCUUGAUUUUCUCAACCAGCGGAAUCUUAUUCUGGGUAUGGAAAAUAAAGCUCUUAAGCAGCGACUAGAAAGUAUAGCUCAGGAGAAGAUGAUCAAACAAUUGGAACAGGAGGUGUUGGAAAAAGAGAUUGGAAGACUACGAGCACUGUAUCAGCAGCAACAACAACAAACUCAGCAACCAUCAGCAACUCAUAAACCAUCUCCAAGUCACGGACGUGCUACGAGCAAAGAUCUCGAAUCUCAGUUCUCGAGUCUUUCCCUCAACACCAAGGAUUCAAACUGUAGACGCGACUCUGUAUCUGUCACGGGUCAAUUCCACUUCUAG